This is a messenger RNA of Ziziphus jujuba (common jujube), 1831 nucleotides long. RefSeq names its product putative F-box protein At3g22650. The transcript has 2 exons. Gene Ontology annotation, molecular function: protein binding. The record is from RefSeq and is a predicted model, not a curated record. The coding region runs from base 207 to 1034 and encodes 275 amino acids. NCBI's taxonomy places the organism in Eukaryota, Viridiplantae, Streptophyta, Magnoliopsida, Rosales, Rhamnaceae.
AUCUGCAAGAAUAAAUAAUGGGUGGUGUGGCGUUAGCGGUUAUAUCCUAUAGGGGCAACAAGGCCAGCCACAAAUAAAUCCCUAAACCUUAUGCCUGAAACUCCAUCCAUCCAUCCAUCCAUCAUAUUCUCUUCUUUCUUCUUCUUCAUCUUCUCUUGUAGAGAUUAGAUUAGAUUAUCGUAAUAUUGUAUGAAUCAUCUAUCGUGAUGACGAUGAAUCAUGAGUUUGGGGAAUCAUUAUCAUCUGAAUCUUCAUCAUCAAGAAGUGAAUCUUUUGUUAAUGUAUAUGAUCUGACAGAAGACUUGGCGGUAGAAAUUCUGAUGAGGUUGCCGGUGGUGGAUGUGAUAAAAAUGAAGAGGGUGUGCAAGUCAUUGUAUUCCUUAAUCAACAGCUCCGACUUCAUCGCCAAAUACUCCCUCCUCGACGGUGACAGGGAUCCUCAUAUGUUCAUAUCCAUCCCAUUUAAAGGAACUCGCGUAGUUUCCGUGUCUUACGAAGAUGAAGAUGAUGAUGAUGCAACAGUCAACAGAGUUUUCCACAUCAGACCCACACCCACACGGCCUCAACCUCAAGCCCACCGCCUUUUCUGCUACUGUUGCUGUGACGGUGUCCUUCUUGUUUCGUUUGUCGGCUUUAAAAAUAAUCGUGGGCAGUUCGCUUUGUGGAACCCUGCAACUGGAGAUAUCAAGGAUGUUCCAACUUAUGAUCAUGAUAAGAAUUUAAGUGAUAGUGAUGAUGGUGGGGAGGAAGAUGAUUUAUAUGUGACUAAUUAUGGAUGUGGGUUUGAUUCCAAAAAUAAUGAGUACAGUCCCUUCAUCGUUCUCAGCGACAAGUACUAUUCGUUUAAAACCGAGAUUGAGAUCUACAGCUACAGGAAGAAAAUUUGGAAAAUCAUUCUAUAUUCUGGGAUUAUUUCACAUGGAGUUGACAUGGUAUACGCCGAUGGAUUUUGUCACUGGCCAGGAUUCAGCCGCCUUGUUGUCCCUAAUGGCAGGGAUGUAAUUGUCUCGUUUGACGUCACAAAUGAGGGAUGAUGAUAGAACAACAAGUUGUUUUGAUAUAUGGGUAUUAGGUAAAUACGGUGAUAAAGAUUCAUGGACUAAGCUAUUCACUAUUGGACCCCUUCAUGGCAUUCAACAUGUCCUGGGAUUUUGGAACGAAACCAAAAUAUUUUUGGCUCAAACUGACUCGUUAGAUGACAAUCAUGCUCAGCUGUUUCUCUAUGACACGGUUACCCAACAACCAUUUAAUUGUCUUCAAACCAUUACAAUGGACUCAAAGAUGUAUACCUGCCGACUGAGCUUGUUACCAAUUGCCGCAGAUGGAUAGAAAAAAACAAAAAUCAAAAGACGAGUUCGAGUUCGAGUUCGAGUUUUGGCAAUUGAGAUUAGGAAUCAUAAUAAAAAGAUGAAGAAAAAGAUAAAGACUAGGACAAGUGAGGGCAGUGGCAACUAUUUUAUUGUGGUGAAUGAUAAGAGGGUUCUUUUGGCAGAUUGUUAAUUCCUGCAGCUACUGACCCAUAUAAUAAGCAUAUUCCACAGUCCUGCCUAAAACACAAGUGAGGGCAGUGGCAACUAUUUUAUUGUGGUGAAUGACAAGAGGGUUCUUUUGGCAGAUUGUUAAUUCCUGCAGCUACUGACCCAUAUAAUAAGCAUAUUCCACAGUCCUGCCUAAAACCAACAUGCCACCCUUGCCCUCCUCGACUCCCUCCCUCGCCCAACGUUACCCAGUCCCUGCCAUUUAUUCCAUACUAGUGUAUAAUGUAUUUUCCGCACGCUCCUGUUAAAUUAAAAUUAUAUAUAUAUUUUUUUCUAAUGUAGUUGUUUAUUUA